Molecule: messenger RNA, 1008 nt
Organism: Humulus lupulus (European hop)
Lineage: Eukaryota; Viridiplantae; Streptophyta; Magnoliopsida; Rosales; Cannabaceae
Exons: 1
Coding region: 92-688 (198 amino acids)
Source: RefSeq, a predicted model, not a curated record
CCUGGGUCAAGCCUCCUCUCGAAAUAGUCAAUAUAUAUAUAAACGUAUACACACAUAUAUACACUCCACAACACUCAGAGUGAGCAUAGAAAUGGAGGUCUUCGAGGCACCGCGAAACCACGGUGCACGAGCUUCGGCGGUGGCAACGGAGAAGAGGAAACGAGACGAAGCUGACUUGGAUUACGUCAUAGACGACGACAUUCUUGCAUGGCUUUCUGGCGAGGACGAGUCGAGCUCGAGGGUGAGUGAUCAGCUGAUGGAGCUUCUGGACGCGACAGCGGCGGAGGAGGAGAGCUCUCCCUCCGGCGCUGCCAAGGUCAGGUUCAUCGAGAAUCCGUACAUGUCGCAGUUGAUCUUCCAAACGACGCCGUCUUCGUACGUGACCAUAAACGGAAACGAGGAGAGCUGCGGCUCGUCCUUCUCCGACUGGGACUCGUCGGUCAUGGCGAGCGUCGACACCACCGGAGUGGUCGGGACCAUGACUUCGCAAAUGAUGGGGCCCGCGGGUAGCUUCGAAGAGGUGGAGUUGGAUCUGGACUCAAGCCUGAACCGGUGGCUGGAUGACGAAUUCGAGGCGGCGGAGAUGGACGGUGCGUGGGGUUCGAGCGAGGACGGGUUGAUCGACUGUGAUGGUGAUCCGCUGGCGAGGUUUUUGAGUGAGAUCUUUUCAGAGAAGUCGCUAGCUUAAUCAAAGGACAGUCACAGUACCCUUUUGGGUUUUUUUGAAAGAAAAAAGACAAAAUGGAGCUUAAUCGGUUUUUUUAUUUUAUUUUUUUUAGGUAUGGGUUUGUUAAAAAUAUUAUGGUGUUUUGAACUGUGAAUAGAAAAAGGAAUAUACAGAGGGAAAUGAAAUUAGGUGCAUUGUCUUUUUUUAGUAAUAGAAUUCUAUUAUGUUUUUAAAAUGUUUCUUUUUAAUGUUUGUUCUUCCGUUAUUUAUUAAUUUGCAAAAAAAUGCAAGCGGAACUUAUCAUCAUAAUAGUAAACAUUGUCUUUAAGGACCUUAUGAUA